Dictyostelium discoideum AX4 is the source of this 744-nucleotide messenger RNA. RefSeq lists its product as hypothetical. The record is from RefSeq and is a predicted model, not a curated record. Lineage: Eukaryota; Evosea; Eumycetozoa; Dictyosteliales; Dictyosteliaceae. The transcript has a single exon. The coding region runs from base 1 to 744 and encodes 247 amino acids.
AUGACAAUAACCAAUUAUCCAUUUGUUACUGGUUCAAACCUUACAUCACCAUGCGAUAUUCCUCGUGUCGCUCUUCUUGCUUAUACAAACCAAAGUCUUGCAUUAAAUGCUGCUGGAGGUACAAUUGAAAGCGCAUCAGAUUUAUUCUCAAUCACUCUUUGCAAAUAUUAUUUGAAUAGCGUCGUUUCUCUCUCUCCAACCAAUGUAUUUGGUGGUGUUGCACAUUAUUCCAGUUUAACAACACUUAUGAAUAAUCUUGACUCUGCCGCUGAUACCAUUCUCAAUGCACUCUACGCAUCCAUCAAUACUUGUGGUACUUUCACUGAUUUGACUGCAACAAAAUUCGACACACUCUCAACAGCCUUUAGUGGUUAUAGAACAACUAUUUUAUCACUCCAAACUAGUUCUAAUACUUUAAAAACAGCAAUCACUACAACCAGAGACAGUUUAACAUUGACCACUGACAUUUAUAACACUGUAAAAACAUGUUACACAAAUGUUAUCACUGCUUUAGAAGGUUUGAGUGCUCGUUUGGGUCAAGUUGCAUCUUUACUUAAUACUCAUAACGCAAAUUUCCCAACAUUUAAGGAUAAUGUUACCUCUUAUACUGAUCCAGAAGGUCCAGGUGAUCAAAGCAAUUAUAUGUCUUCAAUGAACUAUUCCAUGGUUACUUAUUUGAUUAGCUCAAAUACCAUUUUUUCAAAACUUUAUUUUUAUAAAAGAUUACGUGGUGUUAUCUUUUAA